CAAGCGGCUCCUUUCACUUUGAGAAUAUUACUUUUCUCUUUGAGAAAAAUACAUAUACGCAUGUUUAUCCUUAUCAAUUUGAUUGAAUAAGAAAAAAUUCUAAAAAGUGAUAAAUAAUUUAUUCGCUGUCGUUUCCUGCACAUGAUAAAUUAAAACGCUGAAAACAACAAAUUUGAUCUGGGAGCUAUUUGCUUAUUUCCGGUACCGGUAAUUUUAAAUGUCAACGGGUUUGUUUUCAUAACACUUCCGAGACUGAAGCCGCUGAAGGUUUUCGCAGAAUGACCUACGUAAAAUCAUGAGAGUUCCUAGUCGAAAUCUGGUGCCGCAGCGAGUACAGGGUGAUUUUUUGCCCAGGGGGCAAAAUGAUGUGUCGGCUUUGCAAAGGGGUUUAAACGGUUACAUGCAGGACUUGUCAAGGUCUCAAGACCUACCUCGGGGAAGCGACGCGACGUCAAGCGGACAGCUGUCACGUCGAGCGCGUAGUAUCAAAAUGGGUGCCGCGACGAGAGAAAAACAUAAGGAAAAGUUCCUAAAGUGUCCCGCGAUUCACUCCAGUUUUCACCAUGGAGAAAUUGCAAAUGAAAAAGAAAUCGUUUAUCAACACCCGGAUCACUGUGCUCAAGGAUUUCCGAUUUUUGAGGAUAUUCGAAGACAGGGCAAACUUUGUGACGUAACCCUCAAGGUUGAUGACCAGAGUUUCAGCGCCCACAGAAUUGUUCUUGCAGCAACAAUUCCUUACUUCAACGCCAUGUUUCUGAAUAACAUGGCUGAGAGUAAACAGAAGGACAUAACUCUGCAGGGAGUGGAUUCAACAGCCUUGGAAGCCUUGAUUAACUUCGCAUAUAGUGGUCGCAUUACCCUCACAAAUGAAAACGUUCAGAGUAUAAUGAUCGGAGCGUCCUUUUUUGCUCUUCACAAAGUGAAAGACGUCUGUGCUGAAUUUUUGCAAACGCGUUUUCACCCUCACAACGUCUUAGGCAUCAGACAUUUCGCUGACACCCUGAGCUGUGCGUCUUUAUUAGAACAGGCUCAUAAAUACAUCCAACAUUACUUCCAGGAAGUUUCCAUGGCCGACGAAUAUUUAAAUUUGUCGUUUCACGAUUUAAAGGAAUUAGUCUCUAGUGACGAAUUGCACAUAACUUCCGAGCAGCAAGUUUUUGAAGCUGUUAUUAGAUGGGUUAAGCAUGAAGAGCAAUCUAGAGUAAAAAAUUUGCCUGAGUUGCUCGCUCUUGUGAGAUUGCCUCUUCUUUCGCCAGAGUAUUUGGCUGAUCAUGUUGCCAAGGAAGAUCUCAUUAGGAGUUCUCAUCAAUGCAGGGAUUUACUAGACGAGGCAAAAGACUAUCAUCUCCUUCCACACAGACGCUACUUACUAGAUAGUUUCAAAUGUCGCCCCCGGUGUUGCAACUACACAAUGGGUCAUAUUUUUGCAGUAGGAGGCCUUACGAAAUUUGGAGAUUCCUUGAGCACAGUAGAAGUCUACGAUCCUUUCACUGGAAAGUGGAAGACUUCAGAAGCCAUGACGAUGUUGAGGAGUCGAGUCGGCGUAGCUGUUCACAAAAACAAACUCUACGCUUUUGGUGGUUACAACGGCUCGGAAAGACUUUCCACUGUCGAGGUUUAUUAUCCAAACUUGAAAUCGUGGAAGAUUAUCGCUCCUAUGCAUUGCAAGAGGAGUGCUGUUGGCACCGCAGCGCUGAAUGAUUUCCUCUACGUCUGUGGUGGAUAUGACGGAGUUGCUUCUUUGGAUACGGUGGAAAGAUAUUGUCCUGAAUCUGAUAAGUGGAAGAUGGUCAGUUCUAUGAACAAGCAUCGCUCUGCUGGCGGAGUCGUUGCUUUUCAAGGAUAUGUUUAUGCUUUAGGUGGACAUGAUGGGUUGUCCAUAUUCGAUUCGGUGGAAAGGUAUGAUGCUCAAACUGACACGUGGACCGUUGUGAAACCGAUGCUCACAAGAAGAUGUCGUCUUGGAGUUGCUGCUCUGAAUGGAAAGCUUUACGUGUGUGGAGGCUACGACGGAUCAACUUUUCUACAAUCUGUUGAAGCCUAUGAUCCCGUGACUGAUAAAUGGGAAUUUGUAGCACCAAUGACAGUAAGACGUAGUCGAGCAGCGCUUGUAGCAAACAUGGGGAAAUUGUGGGCAAUCGGCGGGUAUGAUGGAGAUUCGAAUCUGUCCACUGUCGAGGUUUACGAUCCCGAUACAAAUUCCUGGUCUUUUGCAGUACCGAUGUGCGCCCACGAAGGAGGCGUAGGUGUCGGCGUAAUUACAAUCUGCUAAGAUAUAAGCCAUUAUUCCACUAAGAAAUGAUAUGAACCUACCGAUCAUGAUUUCGUUGAUUUAAGAAUGAACUCUUGAUUUUUAAGAAAUUAAACAAAAUAUAUUUUUGACUAUAUCUUUUUUUUUAACUCGAACAAAAACUGUUGCCAUUGGUGAAUAAUUUUAAUUAGUGAUACCUAUUAAUUAGUAUCUUAGAGUUAAUCUCUUCUCUGAAAUGUUUUUUAAUGUUAACAAUUUAGGGAGAUUGAGACUUAUCUGUGAUACAAUUUAUAGGUCCUCUUUUAUUGAUCUCAAAAUUUUUUUAUUUGCUAUUUAGUUUAUAUAACUUGUACUAUUUACAGUUUCAUUUAUUUAUUAAAUAUACUAUGUUAAUUUAAUCAUUGUCUGUGAAUGCAUUUUUGCUGGGUCAAUCUUUUUAACGUAUGUGUGAUCUCUUGGCCUUUGAAAUAAAUAAUAAGUGACUUAAAUGUAAAUUCAUAGAUGAGAUUAUUGAAGGAAAAUUAUUUCCGUUGUGAAGAUUUGAUCUUCCAAGUUUUCCAGAAGAGCAUUUAUUAUUUACACUACUGAGUGCUAGAAACUGAAAACAGCGGUGGUCUCAUAGUGCUAGGCCAACGAAACAAUUCUGUACAAUAUUUAGUCUAGGGAUUUAUUAAUUAAUUUUGUAUGAUCAAUGAAGUUGAAGGAAAUAGCGAGUAUUAAAAUAUUUUUUUUAUGUUUGAUUAAGCAACAAAUUAAUGGUAAAAUCGAAUAAACUCCUUUAAUUUUCAAAACUCUAGUUUCAGGUUGCUGUGAAUUCGGUUAUUAUUCUCAUGUAAAUCGUACUUUGUAAAAAAUAAAGAUUCAGAAC
This is a messenger RNA of Belonocnema kinseyi, 3119 nucleotides long. It is a transcript of the gene KLHL18, whose product is annotated as kelch-like protein 18. The coding region runs from base 296 to 2272 and encodes 658 amino acids. Gene Ontology annotation, molecular function: protein binding. The record is from RefSeq and is a predicted model, not a curated record. The transcript has 8 exons. Lineage: Eukaryota; Metazoa; Arthropoda; Insecta; Hymenoptera; Cynipidae.